GUGGUUAUGUUAUUACUGUUAUUUACUGUUUGUUGUUUUGUUAGUCUAGGAAGUUAGAAAUGCUGAUUUGUUACAUUUUGGUAUUUUAAUAGUAAAAUGUCUGUGUCCGAAGAUUUCAAGGAAACUGGUCAUGAUGAGAAGUGUAAAAGUAAUGACAAUUUUUACUCACAUGGAGCAAAUUACUGGUCUGUGGUACCAGCGACUAUAGAUGGAAUGCUUGGAGGUUUUGGUUUUGUCUCACAGACAGAUAUCAAGGGGUCUAAACUGCUUUUGAAACAGAUAUUCAAUUCGAAGAACCCCCCUGGUAGACAAAAUGCUUUAGAUUGUGGUGCUGGGAUAGGUAGAAUAACAAAAUUUUUAUUGACUGAUAUGUUUGAUAAAGUUGAUAUGGUAGAACAAAAUCCUGUGUUUCUUGAACAAGCUAAACAUUAUUUGGGACCAAAAAGGUCUAAGGUGGAUUCAUUUUAUUCUACUGGAUUACAAGAUUUCCAACCAGCUAGUGGGAAAUACGAUGUUAUUUGGAUACAGUGGGUUUUGGGACAUCUCACAGAUGAAGAUCUGAUACAGUUCUUGAAGUCUUGCCAGAAUGGAUUGAAAUUGAAUGGAGUUAUAGUAGUAAAGGAAAAUAUAACAUCUUCUGAUGAGUGUGAAAUGGAUUCGCAAGAUUAUUCAGUGACUCGUCCAAUGCAUCUCUUUCAAGAAAUUUUUGAUAAAGCUGGUUUGGACUGUUACAGAAAAUCAAAACAACUUCAUUUUCCUAGAGGACUGUAUUCUGUUUAUAUGUUUGCUUUGAGACCAAAAGAUAAGAUAAAUUGCUUCACGAUUUCAGAGGAUACCUCAAAAUCAGACAGUUUGCAGUGAUGAAUUAUCAAGUAACAACU
This is a messenger RNA of Leptinotarsa decemlineata (Colorado potato beetle), 881 nucleotides long. It is a transcript of the gene Ntmt, whose product is annotated as N-terminal methyltransferase. The record is from RefSeq and is a predicted model, not a curated record. Gene Ontology annotation, molecular function: N-terminal protein N-methyltransferase activity. Gene Ontology annotation, biological process: N-terminal protein amino acid methylation. Gene Ontology annotation, cellular component: cytoplasm. Lineage: Eukaryota; Metazoa; Arthropoda; Insecta; Coleoptera; Chrysomelidae.